This is a messenger RNA of Neogale vison (American mink), 1011 nucleotides long. Its product is annotated as acyl-coenzyme A synthetase ACSM4, mitochondrial-like. Bases 391 to 1011 code for a protein of 206 amino acids. Gene Ontology annotation, biological process: fatty acid biosynthetic process; acyl-CoA metabolic process. Gene Ontology annotation, molecular function: fatty-acyl-CoA synthase activity; fatty acid ligase activity. The record is from RefSeq and is a predicted model, not a curated record. The transcript is spliced from 3 exons. NCBI's taxonomy places the organism in Eukaryota, Metazoa, Chordata, Mammalia, Carnivora, Mustelidae. Gene Ontology annotation, cellular component: mitochondrial matrix.
UUGCACGUCCCUUGUGGCAGGAAAUAUUCUGUGUGUCUAUUGUUUGGUUGGGAGAGAGGGUAGGGACAGAAGAUGGGAACUCAACAGUUCUAUAAUCGUUGGUUUUAUUUUGUUUUGUUUUUAAGAAUAAUCUAAUCAUAGACAGAAUGAAGAGGGAGAGGCCAGUGGCAGGGAGACUGGUGAGCAGCUGAGUGCCACAGCAUAGAAGAAUCAUGAGUCUUCUCCAGGUGUCCCCCAGCUUCCCCGGGGGUGGGGGAGCACACAGCCACAAUCCACUUCCCAGUCUCACCACAGAGCAUCCAAAGAAACUAACGCUCUCCAUUCACCUCUCCUCACAGGCUGCAGAACUUCCACAUCCACAUCAGUUGGCAAAGCCCUUUGGGAAUCACAAUGAUUUUUUUCCGAUACCAGCCAUUCAGAUUCAUCUGGCUUGCCAAGCCGGCUGGCCGGUACCUUCACAAAGAUCACCAGCUUUGGUCGCCUCUGACUCUUGCUGACUUUGAAGCCAUAAAUCGCUGUGAGAAGUCACUGCCUAAGAACUUUAACUUUGCUGGGGAUGUGCUGGACCAGUGGUCCCAAAAGGAGAAGGCAGGAGAGAGACCAGCCAACCCAGCCCUGUGGUGGGUGAAUGGCAAAGGGGACGAGGUGAAAUGGAGCUUUGAAGAACUGGGCUCCUUGUCCCGAAAGGCUGCCAAUGUGCUCACCGACCCCUGUGGCCUGAAGAGGGGAGACCGAGUGGCCGUCAUUCUGCCUCGUAUCCCAGAGUGGUGGCUUGUAAACGUGGCUUGUAUGCGGACAGGGCUGGUCUUCAUGCCAGGAACAACCCAGCUGAGAGCAAAAGAUAUUCUUUAUCGGCUGCAAGCAUCCGAGGCCAAGUGUAUUGUGGCGAGUGAAGAGGUGGUCCCGGCAGUGGAGUCCAUCAUCUCUGAAUGUCCUGACUUGAAGAGCAAACUCCUGGUGUCUCCACACAGCCAGAGUGGGUGGCUCAGCUUCCAGGAAUUAUUUCAGUGA